Molecule: messenger RNA, 798 nt
Organism: Ooceraea biroi (clonal raider ant)
Lineage: Eukaryota; Metazoa; Arthropoda; Insecta; Hymenoptera; Formicidae
Gene: mRpL11
Product: mitochondrial ribosomal protein L11
Biological process (GO): translation
Cellular component (GO): ribosome; mitochondrial large ribosomal subunit
Molecular function (GO): large ribosomal subunit rRNA binding; structural constituent of ribosome
Source: RefSeq, a predicted model, not a curated record
AACCUCAACUGAGGAUCGGAUGGAUUUCGGUGGAAACUGGAGCUGUGUCCGCAUGCCGAGAGGUAACCUAUACCUGUACAGUUUGAUCCGGAUACAGCAGUAAAUUGUAAAAAUGUCAAAGACAAUGGGCAGAUUGAAAAUGGCGAAGAAAGUGACCGCGAAAGUCGAUCAUUCGUCGAAAUUAAGAGUGAAUAUUCCCGCGGGUAUGGCCUCGGCUGCACCACCGCUCGGCUCUCAGCUCGGACAGAGGAAUAUUAAUAUCCAGAAUUUCUGUAAGGAUUUCAAUAAAAGGACAGCCGACAUGAAGGAGGGCAUCCCGCUGCCGUGUCGCAUAAAAGUGCACUCGGACAGGUCGUACGAUCUAGUGAUCCACAAGCCACCAGCGACGUAUUAUUUGAAACAAGCGGCUGGAAUACAAAAGGGAAAAAUGAAGACGGGCGAAAUCGCUGGUAAGAUAACUCUGAAACACCUGUACGAAAUCGCAAAGAUCAAGUCGGAGGAUCCACCGAAUGCAUUACUGAGUCUGGAGGACAUGACUAAGAUGAUGGUCGGCAUUGCCCGGACGUGCGGCAUCGAGAUUGUGCGCGAACUAGAUCCCGAAGAAUACAGGCAGUUCCUAAAGGAGAGGGAAGCGAAUGUUAAAGUGUAUCUGGAAGAACUCCAAGCAGCCAAGGAAAGCAAAUUACUGAGAACGAAUUAAUUUGAAUUGAAUAGUAACGACUCUUGUCCUGCGAGCAUUGUACAUAUAUAUAAUAUACAUAAUACUGCACGUUAACAAUAAAUUUGUUGUAUGCUUGA